Molecule: messenger RNA, 219 nt
Organism: Meloidogyne enterolobii
Lineage: Eukaryota; Metazoa; Nematoda; Chromadorea; Rhabditida; Meloidogynidae
Source: the annotation of a GenBank genome assembly
AUGGGUGAUAUUAUGGAAAUGCAGAAAUUGCGUUGUAUAUUAAAGCCACGAGGGAUUUUCUUCCUUGGAGUCCCUGUUGGACAAGACGAUGUUGGUUAUAAUUGCCAUAGAACUUAUGGAAGAAUUAGAUUACCUCUAAUGUUUGCAGGUAUUUUUAAAGUAUUUGCUUGCGGCGCGGACUCCAAAUCCUUAAUCUUCGAUAUGCAGCACCAUUACUAA